This is a messenger RNA of Schistocerca americana (American grasshopper), 3259 nucleotides long. It is a transcript of the gene Coa7, whose product is annotated as cytochrome c oxidase assembly factor 7 homolog. Gene Ontology annotation, cellular component: mitochondrial intermembrane space. Gene Ontology annotation, molecular function: protein binding. The coding region runs from base 72 to 773 and encodes 233 amino acids. The transcript has a single exon. Lineage: Eukaryota; Metazoa; Arthropoda; Insecta; Orthoptera; Acrididae. The record is from RefSeq and is a predicted model, not a curated record.
CAAGAAGGUAUAACGGUGCUUCAUAAGCUGUCGUGUUGACUAAAUUAGAUUAAGCGAGUGUGUUGUGCAAUAUGGGUGUAAACUUAAAAGAUGAAGAAGAAGUGAAGCAAUACUUACAUAAUUUAGGCAUUGAAUAUCGUUUUGGUUGCUAUCAAGAAAAGAAACCAGAGGUAUGUCAUUUGUUGGGGGAUUACUUAGAAGCCAUCAAGAAGGAUUUUGAUAAAGCAGCGAAAGUGUAUAAAACUAACUGUGAUGACUAUAAUUUUGGUAAAAGCUGUCAGAAAUUUGGAAAUUAUUCAUUUGUUGGGAAGGGAAACACCACUAAAGAUACAGAAGUUGCAUUUAAGUAUUAUAAAAAGGCAUGUGACCUGGGUGAAACAAAAGCUUGCUUUAAUGUUGGCGUUUUAAACAUUCUAGAUACUAAAAACAGUAGGAAAGAGAAGGACUAUGCUUUAGGGGUAGCUUCACUACACAAAUGUUGUGAUGAUAACGACGCGCACUGUUGCUUUUAUGUCAGUACUAUGUUUUUACAGGGUCUGAAAAAUGGUUUCAUUGAGAAAGAUAUGGCUAAAGCUUAUUCAUUUUCAUUAAAAGCUUGUGAUCUAGGUAGCAUGCAGGCCUGUGCAAAUGUAAGUCAGAUGUAUCAGAGGGGUGAUGGUGUUGACAAAAAUGAAGAUUUAGCCGAGAAAUAUAAGAAAAAAGCACUGGAAUUGCAGCAACAGACAUUCAAACAGCAGCAGCUGGAGUUUCAGCAAGGGACAGAGCGUGUGUAAUUGAAUGUUAUGUAGAAGCAAAGCAGAUAUUUAUCGAAAUCAAGUACAUACUUAAUAAAUAGGCAUGCUGUUUCAAAACUUCCUAGCAGGACAUUGUAGCACCUGUGUGAUUGGGUUGCAUAUUGCUGGGCAGAAUAAAACACAGAAUUACUUUUGGAAUAUGCAUUAAAAAUGGACUACUCAUGCUUAUGGCAAUUUGAGAUGUACAGACAAUAAUUGUCAAUAGAUAGUAUUCUUAUCACAAUAUAUUAUCAGCUCUUUGUAGUUUCAUGAAAACGAACUGAAUGUAAAACAUUUGUACUGCCUGUAAAAUGUGGAUUAUUCGCUCUGGUGAAUUUGUUUUGGGUUUCAGUAAGACUGUAGGAAACACAGUACCGCAACAACAGGACACAUCUCUCUUUGUGUACUAAUAAUUGAGCAUAUUUGUUCUGUGUUGACUGUAACUAUUGUCAACAGAGCAUUAUUCUAGACUGUCAUGUAUAAGAUCUCUCUUUACACAUCUGAAUAUCAAAAAUGGAUUAUUUUUAUGUUGGUGGCAAAAAAGAACAGAAAAAUGUCUAGACCACACGUAUUAGAAUGUCAAUGGAGGGUUAGGUAUUGGAUCUUGGUUGUGAGUGGAUUUUUACUUAUGAUGGGAAAAAAGGUUUGUUUUGUUGCUGAAUGAUAGUGACAGGCUAUCUACAUGCACAGGUACAUCAGUAGCCCUUGUAACUGUGACUCUUUGUAUAUCACUGCCAGCCAUACACUGAGGCAUGGUAUGUUAUUGUUCUUGCUAAUUUCUCACAAGUGUUGAAAUGCUAUGCUCAGUCUUAGCAGUUUGUAUCCCAUAUCACACUGCAUUUGUACAGUUUUAAUAGUGCUUUUCUUUUUUAUUAUUAUUUUAUCAAAUUGCCAUAUUCAAGUGGUUCACAUACUUUUCUUUUGUCUAUUAACAUAUUAUUUUGUGUCUUUGAAGCAGUGUGCUGCUUUUACAGAGGAAGCUUUAAAUAUGCAUUUUGUAGUGAAUCUAUCAUUCUAGUUUUGGAUAAUAUGAUAUGACAUUUACCUCCACCACCAUUUGUUUCAAAUCGUAUUUUGAUAUUUACCUCAGUAAAGUUGUUAUAUUAAUUAUUAACAUUUGGACAUACUGUAGGCCUACAGAAAUUGAUUGCCGUUUUUGUUCAUUUUUGGUUUGGUCUGUAAUGGACCAUGAAAUGCUGGCUUCAAACUCUGAAGUCCAACUUCAGGAAAGAUGUGGUUUACAUUCAACUCUGUGGUUAUUAAUGGGAUUUAAUUUUCUGUUGGUCUCUGAACUUAUUGGAAUUAACAAAAUAGUUAUAGAGGAAGUAGUAUAUUAAUUAAAUAAUAAUUAUGGUAGUUGGUGUUUGAGAGACUAAACUUUUUUGUCAUUAGUCACUUUGAAUGAAACCAUCAUCAGCAUUCAACUUCAGUUCUUGAGGGAGGUAGCAUGCCUAUUUUACAUGCCAUUGACAGAAGAGUCCUGUCCAAAUGAAUUAGAAUGUUAUUGAAGAGAAUAUUGAUUUCUUAGUUUCAUAUCUGUGUGAAAAUAGAAAGUAGUGACAAAGACAGUGCGGGCUGAAAUCAGUUUCAUUGGAAGUAUUUGCAGUAUAUUGAUUGCCAACUGCAUUUUUCCAUAAUUUCAUUUUAGAUUGAUUGUGGGCUAUCUUUAGAACAUUUCUUCCUCUUUUAUGAUACUUUGCAAUUAGAUAACUGUUAUCCUUUACCUGUAAAAGAUGUAAGGGUGUUUGUUUAGAGUAUGCUGACAAGAGUGUUUGUUUAGAGUAUGUUGACAGUGCAACUUGUUCUUUGCUGUUGGAAACAUGUAAUUUGUUGUAUUGACCUGUGUUUACAUUUCAUGUAUUAGUCCAAAGCAGUCUGUAUUUCCUACACUAUGAAAGAUAGUUGUGUAUGAAAUUAGAAUACAAUAAAUCUAUAAAGGCACCAUUUCACUAGCAGGCAGCAGUAUCAGAUGUACAAAAUGGUGAAGCCACACGAGCUUUCUGAAUUUACUUUUCUUGGAUCUGAAAAAAAGGGGUGAGGUGAGAAAAGGUGAUUAGGAGCUUUUGAAGACUAAGGAGAAAAACAUCCAGGAGCAUGGAUUGAGAAAAUGACAGUGGGCAGGAAGAAAUGAAAUUUGUCAAUAAAAUGCCAACAAAACAUUAUAUUUGAAUGAAUAUAUAAAAAGCUAAAAAUGAGAGAGAAGAUAAUUAGAAAAUCAAGAUUGGACGUUAUGGGGGCCACAUGUUUUUUUAAUUAUGGCAGGCAAGAACAAUGACAGCAUUCUUCGUGCAAGAAGCUAUGCAUUGUCAAUGUAGUAGACUUUUGUUAAAACUCGUUCAUUCUUAUUAGCAGUGGCCCACUUCUUGUUUUCUCUUCCCUAUGUUUUUCUCAGUGUGGGAGCAGCACACUUCAAAAGCAUGCAGGAGUGAGGACAUUUGCGUAUACCUGUUGAUCUGAGUUCAGUGUUUUAAUUAUUUUUUUUUUAA